This is a messenger RNA of Pelobates cultripes (western spadefoot toad), 318 nucleotides long. The record is from the annotation of a GenBank genome assembly. NCBI's taxonomy places the organism in Eukaryota, Metazoa, Chordata, Amphibia, Anura, Pelobatidae.
AUGGAGUGCAUCUGCCUUUUACUCACAUCAGUUGAAAAAUACCUGGAAAAUGGAAAGUCUCGCAUGGACGACUAUUUCAGCAACAUUGAUAUACUUAUUAAAAACGGGAAAACAUCUUCUCGGAUUAGAUUUAUCGUUAAGGAUGUGCUGGAUUUGAGGAGAAAUAACUGGGUACCUCAACAUAAGAAUAAUCAGCCUGAAGCACAUGUAAACCUGAGCAUUGACCCCGAAGAGCAGUCAUUACGAGAAACAGAAGACAAUGAAAAAGAACCACAUAAUGAGACUGAUAUAUUUCCAAAGCAAAUCACAGAAAGCUAA